Exaiptasia diaphana is the source of this 2613-nucleotide messenger RNA. RefSeq names its product dentin sialophosphoprotein. The coding region runs from base 305 to 2587 and encodes 760 amino acids. The transcript has 12 exons. The record is from RefSeq and is a predicted model, not a curated record. NCBI's taxonomy places the organism in Eukaryota, Metazoa, Cnidaria, Anthozoa, Actiniaria, Aiptasiidae.
UCCUCUCUCCAAAUUGGCGGAUGAGAGUCUUCGAGGUUUUUAGGUAUUUUGUAUUGUGGAAAUGAAUAUGUAGGACAAAAAGUACAAUUAAGAAGUUGAUAAUACUUCUAGAAUUGUUCUAGAAUCCAGGGAACACUUCUUAGGAAUUAGAGASGCUUUGUGAACGGUGUGAAUACUUCUUCAGUCGGGCCACUACAGCAAGAUUUGUUGGGUUUAUGUACGAACACAGAAUCUACUGGCUCACAUCUUGGGGCUAAUAUAUCGCCUAAACUCUUAGGCCAGUUCACUGUUGUCUAUUGAAACUAUGACACAAAGUCAAACCAGUGCGUUCAGCUCAUUCCCUUAUGGUGGAGCAACAAAUGGACUGUCAAUCCAUGAAAGAGAAAGAGAGGCAGCAAGAAAGGAGCGACAGUUACAAAAUACYGAAUCUGUGUCACAUUCUUUACAAUUGUUUCCACAAGGUCCAAGAAAGGUUCAGCCUUCCCGUAGUGACCGAUUACAGCAUAAUAUACAGGCUACACUGGGGGAUUUCAAUGCUUUAGCACCAUCUAUGUCUCACCAAAAACAGUACUCACUCCUUGGUAUCACAAACAAAGUGCCUCAGACACCUGUAGAUGCUGGCAACAAUAAAGUUUUCAGUUUUGAAAAUAAUUCARCUAUCAAGAAAGAAAACAAYGUGGACAAAAAUGCAAUGAAAAAUCAAAAAACGAAAUUACAGAACAGAACUAAAGACGAAAAGAAUAGAAAUGAUUUAAAAGUCACAAGUAAUAAGAAAGCAGUAAACACAGARCAAUAUUUAAAAAGUAUAAAGUCAAAUAGCAAGAAGACAUCAGAUAGUGAUCAGAAUUCUAAGGAAAUGCCACAAGUGAAAAAGGCUAGCCAAGAAGCAAAGAUUUGUACAGUGAAAAAGGAGUCGUUGUGUGAGGUCUCUAAGCAAGAACAACAGGUUCAACCUACUGAUGAGAAGAUAWCAAGCAUCAAGAAAGAAUCAAAAGAUACAACAAUCAAGCAUAAACCACCAAAACUGUCUAUCAAAACAAGAAGUCCUGAUCAUAGAUUAGCAACAACUGAGUCCACACAGGCCAAUGUAAAGAAGAUCCUUGAGGAAAUGACUCAACCAGGGCCUCCUCCACUAACUGCAAUCCAGACGCCACGCAAAAACAACGCACAGUUUGCAUUUCCACUUAAUCCCCCAGCAUCAUCAUUAUUGAAUGGCUCAAGUCCUCUUACUCAAAGCAUUAACAAAAAAGAAAAAGAAGAACAAAUUCUCAAAGAUCUUCAUAUUUCAGAUGAUGAGAACACUGAUGACGAGGCCAAUGACAGCAGUGAUGACAGUGAUUCAAGUAGUGACAGUGACAGUGAUUCCAGUAGUGACAAUUCACCACCCAAUAGCCCCGUUAGAUCAAAGUUAAACAAACCUGGCAAGAGCUGCACACCUAACCAUAUUGACAAGCAGGCUGCAAAGACGAGCCAACCUGCUUCAGUGACGCUGGCAUCUAGCACAAGCUCUCUUGGUGAUACUGGAGAAGGAGGUGUUCGAGGUGAUCUUGCAGCACCUGGUGCACACACUAGUCCUCUAAACAAUCCUUUACUAAAUGCUGAUAACCCAGCAAAUGGUUUGAGUUUAUUUGAAGACUUUGGCUUUGACUUGCCUGACAUAUCUAAGACUAUGUUAGAUGAAUUUGGCAGCUGCCAUGAUGGUGAUGAAAGUGGUUUGAUUGACCCAGCACUACUUGCAAAUGACAUUGAUCUUUGUAAUAAAGACCCUAUUAAUCACUUUAAACCAAUAGAAACACCUUCUGAGGUCAAACUAAAACAGCCUGAAGUUCAUUCCGCAAAGGAAGUCGAAAACAGGACAAAAGAAGAUUCGGAGGGAAAAUUGUCAAAGCAACCUAAAGMAAAUCAUGAAAAAACUUCAAAGUCAACAAAUAAAAGAAAAGCAUCUGAUAGUUCAAAGUCAAAUUCUAAAAGUAAUGACAGUAAAGAUGAGUCCAAAACAAAAAAGGUUGACAAAACAAGUGACAGAAAGGUUGUUAAAGCAAAGACUGUGAAAGGGACCAAACCAUCAAAGCCUUCAGUCAGCGAUGGGGAAAAUGAGGAAAUUGAUGUUGUAACUGUGACUGAUGCUAACAAUGAUAAAGGAUUAUUAAAUAAAUCAGAUACUGUAGAUAUUAAAAACAAUAAAACAGAAGAAUCCAACAAGGCAUCCAGUAAAACUAAAACUACUGAGAAACUUGUUAAUGGUCACAAGGAACCUUCUGUUAAUGGACAUAGAAACUCCUUACUCAAUGGACAUCAUAAAGACACCUUGUUGCUUGAGGAGAAAGAAACUGUCGAUGGCAAGYUGUUAUCUCUUUCACCUAAACACGGCCUUAGUGAAGAGAUUACUUUAGACUGCAACUCAAAGCCUGAUGCAUUAGUAGUUAAAAUACCUUUGGCCUUGUUGAAGAGAAUUCCAUUGCUUAAGAGUAUUAACAAUAAGAUGGAAGUUGAGACUAGUCCACCUAGAAAACCUACAAAACAUCAAUUAUCGGUUGAAUGUAGUGAUGGUAAAAAACCUAGGUAUGACCAUUCUUCAAAAAGGUGAGUAGCAACAGCUUUAUAACCUGUUCA